Cetraspora pellucida is the source of this 1163-nucleotide messenger RNA. NCBI's taxonomy places the organism in Eukaryota, Fungi, Glomeromycota, Glomeromycetes, Diversisporales, Gigasporaceae. The record is from the annotation of a GenBank genome assembly.
AUACAUUACCAGUACUAAAGAAACAACUUGACGAAAUUAAAAAGAUGUUUGAUAUUGAGAUAAAAAUUUGUAAAGAUACAAUAUACUGUUUUGAUAAUGAAUCAUUUAGAUUUCUAGCAGCACAUUUAAUAAACUAUUCAUCUCACAAAAUUAAUGAUACUAUAUCACUAAAUAAUGCUAGAUUGUUGAUUCUUUAUAAACCUCUUACAAAAGUAAAUCUAAAUAUUCAAGAAAACAUUGCCCAGAUUGAAAAGUUAAAAAAAGAAAUACAAAGAUCUGAUAUAACUACUAAAGAACUUAAAAACCAGGAUUUAGCAAAUGCAAUUCAAAAAGCAAAAAGUAUGACCAAGAUUAGUAAUGAUGCAUCAGUUUUGCUCACUUUUCUAAUGCAAAAAAAGUUAGAAGAUCCACGCUGGGUUGUUGACUUCGAGCUGAAUAAUGAUAAUAGCCUAAUUCGCCUUCUUUGGAUGUCUUCAGGUCAGGCUGUAGACAAAGUUCCAAUUGUUAUGUUUACUGAUGAAGAUCCUGCACUUGAUGCCACAAUUCCAAUUGCAUUCUCUGAAACAUAUUCAGCCCACUGUAUCUUCCAUAUAGCACAAAACUUACCUAAAAACCUAAAAGCAAAGUUUGAAAGAUGGAACAAAUUACUUAAUGAUUUUCCAAUGACAAAAGACUAUCUUUUAUGUGUACUGGAUCUGAAAUGUUGUUCAUGGGCUCAAGCUUAUCUCUAUAGAAUAUUCAUAGCAGGCAUUGAAAGCACAUCAAGAUUUCAUGAUUACAGACAAGCUGUUAUGAUGAAUACUAUUCCUAUUGCUGGGCAAGAUUUAUUUCCUGAAAUAAUAAAUGUUAUAGAUGAAUAUCUUACUGAACCUAUUUCUAAUGCAAUUAAAAUGGAGAUGUCUCAGUGUCUAUUUGUUAGUGCAAAUAAAAUAGAGCCCAGUUUUGAAGAGUUACACCAUGAACAGCAUAAUGAAAAUCAUGAUGUGCCUAAAAGACUCAUGGCUAGUGAAGUAUCUGACAAUGCUUGGGAAAUUCAAACAAAUGAAACUAGUGAUCAAACAGAAGAAUCUAAAACUGAAACAGAAACAGAAGAAAGCCAAAACAUGAAUGAAGUAAACCUUGAAAAUAUAAAAAAUCCAAACAAAGUUUCUACUAGAGGAUGA